AUGGGCUUUGACGGAGGAGGCGGUGCGCACAUGGACGUCGUCGACACUGUGUUGUGGUACGGGUUCUGCCCUAUGGAAGGUCGAUGCGUGACGGGCGGUAUGCUGCAGGAACGGGUGGCUAGCGAGGCGGAUACGGAGUUUGAGCCAGCAGGAGAGGUUGACAGGCGGCGUUCGCUUAUCUCAUCGGAGCCGAAUGAUUAUGGUGGUGGUGUUGAUGAUCGUAGCGCACUAGGCUCAAGGGACAUGAGGCGGCCAAGCAUCGAGGAUGCCCUUGACCAGACCAAGGACAAGCGAGAUCGCUUGAGAACUAAGGCCGGUGGCCCGGUGGUGACGGGCGAGGCGUCGUGCAAGGAGUAA
Molecule: messenger RNA, 357 nt
Organism: Colletotrichum orchidophilum
Lineage: Eukaryota; Fungi; Ascomycota; Sordariomycetes; Glomerellales; Glomerellaceae
Exons: 4
Coding region: 1-357 (118 amino acids)
Source: RefSeq, a predicted model, not a curated record